GGUGUCCGCUGCAGACGCGAGUCGAGGCCGCGAGGCGCGAUCUCUCCCGGACACCCCUCUUCUCCCUCCCUCCCUCUCUAGGCAGAUGAACCCCCUGGCUGGCCUGUCGCGCCCCAUCCUCACUAUUCCCGGCCCCAGACUCCAUCCCAUCACAUCGCCCUCCCCCCGACUCGCAGCCCUUUCUCAUCCCCUCUUCCUCUUGCCCGCGCCUUCGUGGGUGUUGCUAGGGCAGCUGGCACCUCCUUUCCCCCCGCAUCCCUUCACCACCCUGACCCCUCUUCAUUCCUUGUCUUCCGGUGUCUUCCCCGAGUGCUGCCGAGGCUUCCCCAGCAUGGGGGCGUGUGUGCAUGAGAGAAGGGGUGGGGACCAAGCCCCAGAGCAGACAAGGGAUUCAGUUUCUCUGGCCCCACCUCUUUGGCCCGGAUUCUAAUGGGCCUGCGCUUCGGGUAGAGGCCAGAUCCCACCCCCUACCCUCCUUGAUGUUCCCAGAAGGACCAGGUGACCACCGAACAGUUGCCUUGGUGCUUCAUUUGGCCUUAGCUGGACGACUCUGGACCCUUUCUGGGGGGGAUCACUUCCCGUCUGCACCUAAGAGAGAAAGGUAAUCUGGAACCCUCAAAAUGUUUGCCAAAGCAACAAGGAAUUUUCUUAAAGAAGUUGAUGCUGACGGUAACCUGAUUUCUGUAUCAAACUUAAAUGACUCUGACAAGUUACAACUUCUAAGUCUGGUGACCAAAAAGAAGAGAUACUGGUGCUGGCAGAGACCCAAGUACCAGUUUUUAUCUGUCACCCUUGGAGAUGUACUCACAGAAGAUCAAUUUCUGAGUCCAGUGGUCGUGGAGUCCGACUUUGUGAAAUACGAGGGCAAGUUUGAAAACCAUGUGAGUGGGUCCAUUGAGACCAUUCUGGGGAAGGUCAAGCUGAACAUUGGAGGCAAAGGCCUGGUGGAGAGUCAGUCCUCGUUUGGAACCCUGAGGAAGCAGGAGGUGGACCUGCAGCAGCUCAUCAGAGACGCGGCCGAGAGAACAAUAAAUCUGAAAAACCCAGUGCUGCAGCAGGUGCUGGAGAGGAGGAAUGAGGUCCUGUGUGUCCUGAUACAGAAGAUCGUGACGACACAGAAGUGUGUGAUAUCUGAGCACGUUCAGAUCGAGGAGAAGUGCGGUGGCAUGGUGGGGAUCCAGACCAAGACGGUGCAGGUGUCAGCAAUGGAGGACGGGAAUGUCACCAAGGACACCAACGUGGUGCUGGAGAUCCCAGCUGCCACCACCAUUGCGUAUGGAAUCAUUGAAUUGUAUGUGGAGCUGGAUGGCCGCUUUGGUGAGUGCUGCCUCAAAAACCCAAGUUUUUCAUCUGUUUCAUUAUAUUUCAGGCUUCAUCAUCAAGACAAGCAGCACUUUGUCAGUAUUGCACAGUGCUGUCUCAGAGGCUCUUUCUCUACAUGGCAGAGCCACAUGAUGCCAGGGGGAGAGGGGCAGGACUCGGGAGGUGCCUGCAGCAGUUCCUUUUUCUCUUCACCAUGUUGUGUUUUAAAAAGCUGGUUUCUUUUUUGUUGCAGUAGAAGGAGGAGAUGGGCAAGGAAAAGGAGAAACAAGUGGUUAGCGUCUCUGCUCCUGGAGAGGAACUUCCGCCCCUUUGUGGAACUGCCAGAGCAGCAACAGAAAGCUUUGCACAACCUCCUCCUGGUGGUCUUGUUUGAUGAGGAACUCCUCAUGGUCUUGGAGCAAGUGUGUGACGACAUGGCUGGUGGUGUCUGCUCCCUGCAGGCAGCACAGGCAAUGGCGGAGCUGAAGCCCCCUCAGCAGCAGGACCUCACAGCCUUCCUGCGGCUGGUGGGGUGCAGGAUACAGGGCGAGCAUCCUGGCCCUGAGGAUAAGGUCAGCAAUCAGAAGCUCUUUGCCACAGCCUACUUCUUGGUCAGUGCACUGGCAGAAAUGCCAGAUAAUGCUGUAUCUCUACUGGGCACUUGCUGGAACCUGAAGAUUAUUCCUGCACUGUGCUACUUGUUCCAUGCUUUGUCUGAUAGUGGAGUAUCUGAUCUUGAAGAUCCAAUUUUGGCUCCUCUGAAAGAUACAGAGAAGUUUGGGAUUGUGCAACGCUUAUUUGCCUCAACCAAUAUUAACCUGGAGAGACUACAGUCAUCUGUGAAAGCUGUUGUCCUGAAGGAUUCUCAUGUUUUCCCACUAAUUCUCUGUAUUACCCUGAAUGGACUCUAUACUUUGGGCAAAGAACAUGAGUAAUGCCAUUUGUCAAUCAGAAGCAUAUAAUAUUGGCAAAGCUAAGUAUGUUUCAGAAUUGUUAAUAUACUAAUUUGGGAUUUAGGUCUAAUGCAUGUUAAAAGUUGAUCAAUGAAAUGAAUUAAAAAAGACAUUAAGUGGUGACUUUCUGCAUUCUGAAUGACACAAGUGACUCUUUAAACAUUAGAAUCUCUCCUAUGCUGGUAAAUGGCAGAUACCCACAUCCAAGAUAGAUUCUAGGACCUGAGGAGAGUUGAGAUUCCAACCUAGUGUACAUUCAAACCUUUAUUUUUUCCCCAGAAUAAUGGUUCCAUCUAUCACUUUCUUACAUUUUCCACUUUGUUACAUGUGAACACAGAAUAGUCUGACAUUUUAAUCCAAAAAUUCAUUUUAAAUUUUGACUGCUGUGGGAAGAUAAUUUCUUGUUACAAAAUUGGCUAUGUAUUGGAUGUACUGUACAUAUUUGAUGAUUAAAAAAUAAACUGUAAAUGUUCCGGGAGUAUUCUUCUGCAAAACAAAAUUUUACUAAUGAAACAAAACAAAUUCAAUACUAAUAUUAAAAAAAAAAACCCUGCCUGGGGGUUCUAGCUGUAUCUAUUUUAUUUGACCUUGCCUUGUUUUGAUGAAUAUGCUAAUUCUACAUCUAGUACAAAGUUCCUAUGCAUGUAGUAAUUUAACUUGUCAUUGCUAUACUUUCUAUCCAAGGAAAAUUUGAACUUAAAUUUUUUUUUUUUGCUUUUUAUUCUGUUUUGACUUCUUUCUAUCAUAAAUAGCUUAGACUGCAUCCCCAAGAGGUUCUAUCAACAGGAUCUGCUGCAAUAUAUCUGGAACCUGGAGCCACUAAAGAUGAGGAAGAGCAGUGGUUAGGGAAGCAUAUUGCUCAGCACAUUUCUUUUUUUUAACCUCAACUUUGUACACUAAUUUGUCUGGAGACAUCUGAAAUACAUUAGUCCCCUUCUUCCCCUCAGAGUUUAAUGAACAUUAACAAAGAAAAUAUAAAGCAAACACCUUUUCAUCACUCAUUAAAAGAUGAGAUUAUGCCUUAUGCAAAUGCUUAUUCUAUGUAGGGGGAAAAGAAAUAAAGUACAUUGUGGUGACAACUAUACAAAAAUAAUUACCUUAUGUACAAGUUGGACAGGAAUAUGCAAAAUGAGAGCAAUAUUACUAAAUGUGUAUUUUUAUUUGCCAUGUUUUCUGAAGUUAAAUAAAGAACUGCAAAUAAUGUA
This is a messenger RNA of Ictidomys tridecemlineatus (thirteen-lined ground squirrel), 3460 nucleotides long. The record is from RefSeq and is a predicted model, not a curated record. Lineage: Eukaryota; Metazoa; Chordata; Mammalia; Rodentia; Sciuridae.